Telopea speciosissima is the source of this 3630-nucleotide messenger RNA. Its product is annotated as exocyst complex component SEC5A-like. Gene Ontology annotation, biological process: exocytosis; Golgi to plasma membrane transport. The record is from RefSeq and is a predicted model, not a curated record. Gene Ontology annotation, cellular component: exocyst. The transcript has 21 exons. The coding region runs from base 150 to 3449 and encodes 1099 amino acids. NCBI's taxonomy places the organism in Eukaryota, Viridiplantae, Streptophyta, Magnoliopsida, Proteales, Proteaceae.
UACUUCACUGCCACCUUACGUCCAUUACCACCGCAGAUGACCUCUUUUCUCUCCAUCUCUCUGGAAAAAGCAUAGAUUGAGAGACGAAUUAUAUGCUUUAUGUUCAUCAGAUCUAGAGCAGGGAGUAAUUAGAGAGAAAUCGAAUCAAAAUGUCAAGCGACGGCGACGAUAUUGAUGAAGACGAGCUCCUACAGAUCGCCUUGCAAGAGCAAGCGGCGAGAGACACCAAUUACCAGAAACCCCAAGCUUCCAAGGUUUCAAAGCCAGUUGUUAAUCUCGUUCAGCCAGUUCCGCCUCCUCAUUAUGCCAAGGAUCAGAGCAGGGGCGCUGCGCCCAAAAACCCUAGCUCCAAUCCUGGUAAGGCGCAGAAAUCUCGUCGAGGUGUCGACUAUGACGAUGAUUCGGAGGUCGAGAUGCUCAGUAUCUCGUCCGGCGACGAGGAUUAUUCCAAGGAUCGUGGUUCCGCUGCCAAGAGUCGUGCUGCUGGAAGAGGGAGAGAUGUUGCGGGUGAUCAGGCCUGGGAUGGUGACGAACCAUAUUCCUGGAAGCAAGUCGACGAGGCCGAGCUUGUUCGUAGAGUUCGUGAAAUGCGGGAAACAAGGACAGUACCUGUAGCUCAAAAUUUGGAUCGGAAGGUUUCAGUAUUGGGUCGAAAGGGGCUUAACAAUUUACAUUCCUUCCCCCGAGGGAUGGAAUGUGUAGAUCCACUAGGGCUGGGGGUAAUAGAUAACAAGUCAUUGAGGUUAAUCACUGAGACUUCAGAAAAUUCCCCAGCAAAACUUGACAAGGAUCAUUUCGAUGCUAGCACUCGUGAAAAAUUGAUGUAUUUCUCUGAGAAGUUUGAUGCAAAACUUUUUCUAUCCCGGGUGCAUCAAGAUACAAAUGGAACAGACUUGGAGGCUGGUUUUCUGGCGCUAAAAAGUGAUCUUAUAGGACGUACUCAACAGCGAAAACAAUUAGUUAAAGAAAAUUUUGACUGUUUCGUCUCUUGCAAGACCACAAUUGAUGAUAUUGAAUCAAAAUUGAAGCGAAUAGAAGAAGACCCUGAAGGAGCAGGAACUGCUCAUUUAUUUAAUUGUAUACAAGGAGUUAGUUCAGUAGCAAAUCGUGCUUUUGAGCCUCUAUUUGAGAGACAGGUUCAAGCUGAGAAGAUCAGGUCUGUCCAAGGAAUGCUGCAGAGGUUCCGAACUCUAUUCAAUUUGCCAAGUGCUAUUCGUGGGAGCAUCAGUAAGGGUGAAUAUGACUUGGCAGUCAGAGAAUAUCGGAAAGCAAAGUCUAUUGUUCUGCCUUCCCAUGUGGGUAUACUAAAACGUGUUCUUGAGGAGGUGGAAAAAGUGAUGCAUGAGUUCAAAGGCAUGCUUUACAAAUCCAUGGAAGAUCCACAAAUUGACCUAGCAGAUCUUGAAAACACUGUGAGACUGUUGUUGGAACUGGAACCUGAGUCAGACCCUGUAUGGCAUUAUUUAAAUAUUCAGAAUCGCAGGAUUCGAGGGUUGCUUGAAAGAUGCACCUUGGAUCAUGAAGCCAGGAUGGAAGCUUUGCAUAAUGAGAUCCGUGAGAGACAACUCUCUGAUGCAAGGUGGAGGCAAAUCCAGCAAGAUUCAAACAACUCUUCGGAUGUUGACCUCUCCCUCCUUGGAGAGGCUCAUGUGCCAGUAGAUUCAGAAGUGGUCGACCUUAAUAGUGAAGAAGUGGAUGCCCUAAGGGGAAGAUAUAUCCGCAGGUUAACUGCUGUGCUUAUCCAUCAUAUACCUGCCUUUUGGAAAGUAGCACUUUCUGUGUUCAGUGGGAAGUUUGCGAAGUCAUCCCAAGCUUCUGCUGAAUUGAAUGUCAAAGCUUCCAUCAAUAAGGCUGAUGAUAAAGUUGGUGAUGUGAAGUACUCAAGUCAUUCUCUGGAUGAAGUUGCUGGAAUGAUACAGGGUACAAUAUCAGCCUUUGAAGUCAAGGUCCAUGGCACUUUUCAUGACCUUGAAGAAUCGAAUAUUCUAUGCCCUUACAUGAGUGAUGCCAUAAAGGAAAUAUCUAAAGCAUGCCAAGCUAUUGAAGGAAAAGAGUCAGCUCCUCCUAGUGUUGUUGCAAGUUUGCAAAUGCUUCAUGCGGAAAUCAUGAAGAUCUACAUUCUCAGGCUAUGCUCGUGGAUGCGGGCAACAACUGAAGAAAUAGCAAAAGAUGAUUCAUGGAUCCCUGUGUCCAUCCUUGAAAGAAACAAAUCCCCAUACACAAUAUCUUUCCUGCCCCUAGCUUUCCGCACAAUGAUGGGUUCAGCAAUGGAUCAGAUCAGUUCGAUGAUUCAGAGUCUAUGGAGCGAGGCUACGAAGAAAUCAGAUAACAUUUUUCUCCUACUUCAAGAAAUUCAAGAAUCUGUGAGGCUUGCAUUUCUGAACUGUUUUGUAGAUUUUGCAGCUCAUCUGGAAAAUAUUGGAGUUGAAGUUUCUCAGAAUAAAUUGAAUCAAGAAACUUCAAAUGUAGAAAAUGGAUAUUUACAACCUCAAGCAAAAGCUCGUGGUCUUCACCCUGGCAAUGUUGUUUGUGAUCCUCAUCAAAAGCUGUUGAUAGUGUUAAGUAAUAUUGGAUAUUGUAAAGAUGAGCUUUCACAUGAGUUGUACAAGAAGUACAAAUAUAUCUGGCUGCAGCCUAGGGAUAAAGAUGAGGGGGACAGUGAUGUACGUGAUUUGGUAAUGUCUUUCUCUGCACUUGAAGAGAAAGUCUUGGCACAGUAUACUUUUGCAAAGGCAAAUUUGAUUAGGACGGCUGCAAUAAAUUAUUUAUUGGAUGCUGGAGUGCAAUGGGGAGGGGCACCUGCUGUCAAAGGUGUGCGAGAUGCAGCUGUGGAGUUACUUCACACUCUGGUAGCUGUGCAUGCAGAGGUUUUUGCUGGUGCUAAGCCCCUGUUGGAUAAGACACUGGGUAUUCUUGUGGAGGGCCUGAUUGAUACUUUCCUCAGCCUUUUCCAUGAAAACAAAACCAAAGAUCUCAAGUCGUUAGAUACGAAUGGUUUCUGUCAGCUCAUGCUUGAGCUUGAAUAUUUUGAAACCAUAUUGAAUCCAUAUUUUACGCCUGAAGCAAGUGAGUCUCUUAAAUCUCUACAAGGAGUUUUGUUGGAAAAGGCCUCUGAGUGUGUGACAGAGUCUUCUGAGAAUCCAGGGCAUCAUCGCAGGCCAACUCGUGGGAGUGAAGACGCACUUGUGGAUGAAAGACAGCAAGGAAUGACUGUGUCACCAGAUGAUCUAAUAGCUCUCGCCCAGCAGUAUAGCUCUGAGCUGCUUCAAGCAGAGCUUGAGAGGACUCGCAUCAACACAGCAUGCUUUGCGGAGUCAAUUCCAUUGGACUCAGUUCCAGAACCAGCUAAAGCUGCUUAUGCUUCCUUUAGGGGAUCAGUGGAUUCACCAAGAAGUUUCAAAGCACAACCUGUUGAAUCCCCAGGUUACUCCCGGCAUCGACGUAGAUGAUGGUCAAUUCUCAAGUCCUUUUUCCUCAUUAUGCCAAUGUAAUUUAUGUUGUAAUAAUUUAUUUUUAAUUUUUCUGUGUCCAUUCUUUUGGUGCCCUGGUUGUUCCCAGUGGGGCUGUAUUGCUGAUGCUUAGAAGAGCAUUAUUCGACGAUGUUGUUUCUCAAUAUAUCAGCUCUUAUUU